AUGGAGGACAACGCCUCGGCGGAUGGGCUUCAGACUCCACGUGUCUCGGAGCCCGAGUACCUCCUGUUCUGCCCGACCGAAUAUGGCGACCAGUGGCUUCGACACACGAUGAACAACAUACCUCGCUAUCUGUUCCGCGUGUCCACUCCGAAUCCUGGCAGCGAGACAAGCAAGUCUUGGGCUCGAUCCCGGGACGCGAGACACGGAGAGCCGAAUGCAAAGAUCGACAUCUUCGCUCGAGAUAUUGGGACGACUGCGCCGUCGCUGCCGAACGAGCUUCCUGAGCCUGCUGGGUCAGGCGCGGAGUGGGAGCAAGACCUUGCGCAUGGUACGUUGGAAGGCUAA
This is a messenger RNA of Hirsutella rhossiliensis, 345 nucleotides long. RefSeq lists its product as uncharacterized. Bases 1 to 345 code for a protein of 114 amino acids. The transcript is spliced from 2 exons. The record is from RefSeq and is a predicted model, not a curated record. Lineage: Eukaryota; Fungi; Ascomycota; Sordariomycetes; Hypocreales; Ophiocordycipitaceae.